AACAGUCUCCGUGGCCUGCAUCCGCCGAGAGUGACACAAAACAGUUUCUGCUUUCACUGCGCUGAUUUUCCUGAAAACGCUGCUCAGUUUCCAAGGAACAAAUAGAAAACAAGCAAUUAUUUGCGCAGGUUAAAAUUGGCUUUUUGGUGGGUUUUCUUUCUCUGGCUAGGAAACCGGGUAGUGUGUGCAUGCAUUAUAAUGUAUCUAGACGCAUCUUGUGCAGUUUUGGUCUUUGAUUCUUUUUUUUCUCAGCUUGAAAAUGAAAGAAAAUGAUUCAUAAUCUGAAAAAUUCUGGUGAUAGAUUCCCAUCUCGAGAUCCAUAUAUCUUUUCAAUCUCUUAUCUCUGUCGGAUUGUGAUGUUAAAAUCGUUAAAAUAUCUUCAAUUAACAAGAAACGUAGGACACUUAUCAAAAAUGUCAAGCUCAAACUUCUCACCACAGAAAAGUUCUUCUUCAAAUGAGCUCAGUCCUGAUACUAAGUCCUUUGAGACUCAAAUACUCAAAGUCAAUCCAAAUUCAAUAACGUUCAGUUCUCAUCAGCUAUUUCCCACAAUAUCAGACCCUCAGUCUUUGAAAAACCUUCAAUUAGCUGCACAUCUAAUCAAACACAAUAAAAUCGUCGGUUUCCCAACUGAAACUGUUUAUGGCCUUGGUGGUUCUUCCUUAUCUGAUUCAGCUGUAACAUCAAUCUAUAAAGCCAAAAACAGACCUGCCGAUAACCCACUAAUAACUCAUAUCUCCUCCAUCGAUCAGUUGAAAAGAUUGAUUUUAUCAAAAGAUAACCUUGAAAUACCUGACAUAUAUCUUCCAUUAAUACAGAAAUAUUGGCCUGGCCCUUUAACCAUCUUAUUGCCUGUGGGCCCAAACUCCCCCAUAUCUAAAUUGACCACAAAUGGCCUCUCUACUUUUGCUGUUAGAAUGCCCUCAAAUCCAAUUGCAAGAGCAUUGAUUGCUCUUUCUGACACUCCAAUUGCUGCUCCUUCUGCCAACUCCAGUACAAAACCUUCUCCAACGUUGGCCUCUCAUGUUUACCACGAUUUAAACAAUAAAAUACCUCUUAUAAUAGAUGGUGGUCCAUCAAAUAUCGGCCUAGAAAGUACUGUUAUCGAUGGACUAUCAACUCCCCCUGUUCUAUUAAGACCUGGUGGUUUGUCUGUUAAUCAAAUCAAAAAUAUUAAUGGUUUUGAAAAUUUAAUCAUAGCAAAACCAAAUGCUAACUCGAAGGAUCCUGUAAAAACACCUGGGAUGAAAUACAAACACUAUUCUCCUUCAGCAAAAGUAUCCCUAUUGUAUUUAAAUAAAAAUUCAAUAAACUUUUCUCAACCAAUCCAAUCUUUAUCAAACUAUUUAUCAAAUAAUUUAGCAAAUAAUUUUUCUACCAACUCUUCUAAUUUAGCUCUAAUUUAUCAAGAUAAUAUUCUCAACCCAAAUAAUUACUCAUCUUACUUCAAUCAAACUAAAGUCCUAGGUAAAGAUAUCAAUCAAAUGCAACAUAACUUAUUUGCUCUAUUCAGAGAACUAGACGAUAUUCCAAACAUAAACCAAAUCAUCGUAAUACUAGACUCUAAUAUCAAAAAUAACUUGGAAGCAAUGGCCUUACUAAAUAGAUUAAAUAAAGCUGCUUCAAUAAAAAUAGAUUUAUAAUAAUUUA
Molecule: messenger RNA, 1650 nt
Organism: Ascoidea rubescens DSM 1968
Lineage: Eukaryota; Fungi; Ascomycota; Saccharomycetes; Ascoideales; Ascoideaceae
Gene: SUA5
Product: threonylcarbamoyladenylate synthase
Exons: 1
Coding region: 414-1643 (409 amino acids)
Biological process (GO): regulation of translational fidelity
Cellular component (GO): cytoplasm
Molecular function (GO): double-stranded RNA binding; tRNA binding; nucleotidyltransferase activity
Source: RefSeq, a predicted model, not a curated record